UUUUUAUCAAUGUUGUUGUUGAAAAAAGUUUGAUAAAAGUUUGAGUUUGAUCCUUUUAUUUGAAAGUUUAUUCCACUUGUGCACUAUUUUUCUACUUUAUUUAAUUUAAAAUCCGGUUCCACAUAGAAAACUGAACCGUUUUCAUUAUUAGUAUAACAUCGCUCCGUACAAUGACUCGAAUAUCUGUUUAGGGUAUGAUACUCAUUCUUAGUUAAAGGUUACCUCAAUCGUUUUACGUUACCAUGUCUAUUUUCAAGUCAGUAUCAUCGAUACAAGCAAUGAAAUUGCGAUCUCAGACCAGCGAACCGAUAUCGAUACGAUUCUUCAAUUUAUCCGUAGUCAGUGCAGAUUUACUAUGGAUAGAUUACGAAGGAAAUUUCAAACCGUACUUGAGCUUGAAACCGAAACAAUUCGUCGACGUGAAUACGUUUUCUGGUCAUUAUUGGAUUAUCAGAGAAAAAAACACGGAUAAGACGUUAUUGUUGAAUAACCAGGAGUACUUUUGUGCCGACGAGCAAAAGCUCAAAGAUUACCGUAUGGGUAUGCGUAAAAAUUCUUCAAAACCGUCCAGAUAUUGUGUCGCUAUUAGUAAACCUAUUCCUGAGUUGAAAACCAUCGUUAUCAAUUAUCUGUCUAACUAUAUGCGAAAUUGCGAUAAUGUAAAACAUUUAGAAAUCCCUAAGACACUGAAGAAAGAAAUCAUUGAUAAGAUUCAUCACGAUAAUCGUUCAAUUCACGACUGUCUCGAAGAUAAGGAUAGGUGUUUGAAGGUUUUGAAUCCCGAAGUUCCAAAUAGCUGAUUAGAAUCUAUUUUUUUCGUGUCCGGUUUAAUCAUUCUUCGUGAUUAUUUUGUCUAGUAGUUUCAGAAGAAUAUUGUAAUAUUGUUUACCAUUGAGGAGCUCAUUGCAAAAGUAGCCCUUGUCACAUGACCUCUUAGAACCUGUGCAACUUCCAAACUCUUCCUUGAGCGUACCCAGUAUCAUGAAUGUAAGCUCUCUAACGCAAUUCCUCUCCGGGCUACUCAGGGUAGACCAACUUGACGGCCAUUUCAUCAUCACAACAUGAUCUCCGCAGUUGGCAGUAGGUGCAAUGGAGUGCAUAGGGUCUAAGUGGCGAUGUGACAAGGGCUACUUUUGCAAUGAGCUCCUCCAUUGUAUUGUGAAACGUAUUGUAUUUGCAUCGUUGUGAUAUCUCAUUAUGAGUGUUUUUUCUUGUAAUUAUUUUUUAAAAAUCAAGACUUGCAUCAUUCACGGUGUAUUGUUUUAUGGAUAUAUUAUACAUUAUUGAUAAAA
Messenger RNA from Planococcus citri (citrus mealybug), 1292 nucleotides. RefSeq names its product von Hippel-Lindau (gene Vhl). Bases 243 to 800 code for a protein of 185 amino acids. The record is from RefSeq and is a predicted model, not a curated record. The transcript has 2 exons. NCBI's taxonomy places the organism in Eukaryota, Metazoa, Arthropoda, Insecta, Hemiptera, Pseudococcidae.